CCAUUUGAGUCAGUCUACUGAGGUGAAACAGGCAGUUUUCCACCAAUGCAUUUGUUUGGGCUUGUCAGUUUUGGGUCAGCUGUCUGUGUAAAUUUUGAUAUAGGCAACAAAUGAAUGGUUUUAGAUUCUGAAUAUACAACUAUUUUCAGAAUUUGGUGUUUGAAAGGCCCUGUAUCUGCUUCAUUCAGAGGUAAAGCUCUUGAGGUCAGUAUUACAUAGAUUAGUCUAAACUUUCUACGCCAAUGCUGAGGGGGUGGAAAACCAGAAAGCACCUCUGCCCCUGAUAAUGUUUUUGUGGCUUACCAAGUGCACUUGAACUAAAACCAGGUUUAACUGAAACCAGUAGUUAAAUCAACACAACUAUUAAGCUGGGAAAGUUUUAUCCAAAAGUGACUACAGUGAUAUGCUUUAGCCUUAAAAUACAUAGCUAUAUUUCAUGUCAUGUCUAUUUGGUAAGUCAUAUUUUAUAUUAAUUCGCAAACUUUGCACAUUCAGCUCUUACAUUGUGGACUUCUUACUGUAAAUUAUAGAUAUUUUAUUCAAUCAUUUCUAUAAUAAAUGGUAAUAACAAAAUUAACAUUUUAGCAUUGUACUAUGAUGCAUGUUCUCAAAUGAACUUUUUUUUUUUUUUUGUCUUGCAUAGUUGAUUGCAAUCUUAUUGUUAUGUUGCUCAUUAAGGAACCAAAGAAAGAAAGAAAGAAAGAAAGAAAGAACUGCAACAAAGACAGCAUAGGAAAAAAGGACCUCCCAUAGAAGAGUCAGAUCAGAUAACAGUUUGAACAUUUGAAUCCUAAGUGAAAAUUGUCAUUGAACCUGCCCUGAAAUACAGCAAAGCAAGUCCCCAGGGAAAAUAUUUAAAUUGGCGUGGUCGUUGCUAACUGGAAGGUCCAACUCGCUUUAGCGACUCGGUUCGCUCGGACAGUUCUUUUCAAUGAAUCAUCUGAUAAAAAAGAAUCAUUGAUCGUUGUUCAAACAGUAGUGUUUACAAACGUCCUAGCGCUGGACGUUUUUUUGUGUGUGUGUGUGUGUGUGUGUGUGUGUGUGAAAUAGACACCCUCUCACAUCCUGGUCGUGUUUGUUUAUGCCGUUUUUAAAUCUGAAGAACAUUUGUCACAUGUUGCGUAGUUUAUGGUUCAUAUUUGUCACCAACGCUCAGUACCCUUUAAAAAACAGACGGAUUUGAGUUCCGCAGGGUAAACAACGCUGAGUGAUUCACGGACGCUUUACGAAUCGGUUCGACUAAAUCACCAAAAGGAACCAUUUCAAACAAGCGAGUCAUUCGCUGACAUUAGCAGCGCAUUCACAUGCCUCGCUGUUCACACCGCGAUCUUGCGACGUCGUAGGAAAGACUGCUGCCUUAGAUCUCUACAUGUGGUAACUAUCACAUGAAUUCACGACAGAUUGGAACAUGAACGGAAUUACUCUCUCCAGUGUCAAAAGAAGAGGAACGAAGACCAAAUCUUAUAAACUCCGGAUUGAAGAUGAAGACCGAGAGAUGGGAGCCAUGAAGAGGUUCAGUACAUUUUUUUCGUCCUUCCGUGGGAAAAAUAGCAAAGACGGAGUGUCUAAUGAACCAGACCAACCUGUCAGCACAGAACUCUCUCUCGUGGAAGAGAAGUCCAAGGAGCAGCGCUACAAUAGCGGGCAGUUUUUCUUCGAGUAUCUGGUGGUGGUGAGGCCUAAGAAGACCAAAGAUGAGACAUAUGAACCACAGAUCAUCUAUCAGUUUCCCAAGAAGGAUGGAAUGGUGCGAUUUCAGAAAGAGGAGGAAGAGAAGACGUUGAAAGCGCUCACACUCUUUUGCUUUCCUGAGGGUGUUAACUGGGCUCCUUUAACAGAAUAUCGCAGUGAAACAUUCUCUUUCGUGCUUACAGAUGUUGAUGGAACCAGGAAGAAUGGAUACUGUAGGAGGCUGCUGCCGGAUGGAAAGGGUGCUCGUCCUCCUGAGGCCUACUGUGUCAUCAGUAAUUUAGCCUGCUUUGGACUCUUUUCCAAGAUCUUUGAUGAGGUUGAGCAACGUAGGAAGAUCUCCAUGGCAAUGAUCUAUCCAUUUAUGCUGAGCCUGAGGGAGGCAGCAUUUCCUGCCCCUGGACACACUGUUAAUAUCAAGAGCUUUAUUCCUGAAAGAGGCACUGAGAUCAUCAGUUUGACUCGCCCGACAGACUCGUGGCUGGAGCACGUGGAUUUCCGCACAUUGUUCAGUUGUCUGUCAGAUGAGGAGGUGAUCCAGGUGUUUGCUGCUACAGUGCUAGAGCGACGGAUCAUCUUCAUCGCUGAAGAGCUUGGUACAUUGUCACAAGUGAUCCAUGCCGUGGCAGUUCUCCUCUAUCCAUUCAUCUGGCAGCACACUCUCAUCUCCAUCGUACCAGAGAUCCUAAUUGACGUCGUCAUGGCACCCACGCCAUACCUGCUGGGUGUCCAGAAACGGCUUGCCGAUCAGGCCACUGACCAGACAGAUCUGCUUGUUGUUGACUUGUCAGAAGGCAGAAAGGAGACAUUUAUCAAGCGUAUGGGAGAUGAGGACACAAUAUUACCUCACAAACUCAAAGACGAAAUCAAGCAGGCCCUCGGUGCCAAAAAUGAGAAAUCAAGUCUUGAGGAGUUGAACCGGGUCGUCCCAGAAGCAUUUUUGCCGUUCUUUAUUAAGACGGUCGGCCACUUUUCUAAGUAUAUGGUACGGAAUGGCCAAGACAAACAAGGCGAGUUCCAGCGAAAGAGUUUCUGUAAAGCUAUAGAAUCAAAGAGCACACGGCGGUUUGUAAAGAAAUUUGUACAGACGCAGAUGUUUGACCUCUUUAUUCAGGAGGUCGAACAGAGACCCGCCUCUCAGGACGGCACAGGGUUUUUUGAGAGAAAGAUUGCUGAAUACCAAAAAAAGAUGAGAGAGAAGGCAAAGAAACACUAGUGGCGACACUCACCAAUGAGACUGAUUGUAAAUCUUGUGUGACAAAAAUCCAAUUGUAGGAAAAUAAUUUCAAGGAAUGUAGAUAUGAUUACAUUUAAUUUCAUUACAUUUCAUUUUUUUAUUUAUGAUUUGCAUCUGUUAGGUUUGACAGACUUUAACUGCUGUUUGUCAUUUGUGUGUGGGUCUUGUUGGGUGUCUGGGUAUUUGUAUUGUGAUAAGCUGCUGUAUUUAAUGUAUGUAAGGCUUGUUUCAGAUAGACACUCUGGGCUUUGAGUUUGACCAUACGGUUCAUUGUCACAGAAGCUGAGCCAGUGGAAAGAUGCAGAAUUGAAAUGCAUACUUUUCUAAAUGUAUCGAUCUCUCAGUGUAUUUUUUAUUUUUUUUUCAAGGAAUUUUAAAUGAAAACAAUACAAAUUCAGUUUGAUAUGAAACUAAACAAAUUUCUAUCCAAUUUUUUUAAAUGCCUGUAAAAGCACUAAAAGAUGUAAAAAUAGGUAAAAUAUAUUUUUUCUAAUAUUAAAAUGGAAAAAGACUUGCAUAAUUGUACAUUUGCAAUUGAACUGUUUAUAAAAUAUGUGAAAUAUUUGUACAA
Myxocyprinus asiaticus (Chinese sucker) is the source of this 3497-nucleotide messenger RNA. It is a transcript of the gene dennd2da, whose product is annotated as DENN/MADD domain containing 2Da. Lineage: Eukaryota; Metazoa; Chordata; Actinopteri; Cypriniformes; Catostomidae. The record is from RefSeq and is a predicted model, not a curated record. Gene Ontology annotation, cellular component: cytosol; nucleoplasm. The transcript has 13 exons. The coding region runs from base 1409 to 2905 and encodes 498 amino acids.